AUGCCCUCUGUCGACGUCAUGACUUCCACUCCUGCCACCUCCGCAAAGGAGACCAAGCAGUCCCUCGCCACCCUAGAACAAUUGCUGCAGCAAUUGUCCAUCUCAAAAGCACAAGAUGAGGCCAACGCAGCCGCAUCAAACGUGGCCUCCCUCCUAAAUGGCCCUAUUGAAGAACACGCUGUGCCCCUCAAGGCCGUGGAAAUCCUCAAAAAGCAACUCGCCAACAAGAAGGAUGCCCUCGUCCGAGAGCGUGCUGUUGACGGCAUUCGAGCCAUUGCAGCCCACGCCACCAUUUCUCCUGCUUUUGAGCCAUAUCUGAUUUCUCUCCUGCCCCUCACCCUUGCCGCAGUUGGCGACAAGAUGGUGCCCGUCAAGAACGCUGCGCAGGCCGCAUCUCUUGCCAUCGUCAAGGCCAUUAACCCCAAUGCCGUCAAGGCCGCUCUCCCUCACAUCCGAAACUCGAUCAUCACUGCCCAGAAAUGGCCUGAAAAGGCCACCGGUCUUGACUGCGUCGAGGCUCUUGUCGAAACCGCUCCCACCCAACUUGCCUUCCUUGUCCCAACCUUGAUCCCCAUCGUUUCCGAGUCGAUGUGGGAUACCAAGCCAGAAAUCAAGAAGAAGGCUUAUGGCACAAUGGAAAAAGUUUGCAAAUUGAUCGAGAACAAGGAUAUUGAUCGUUUCAUUCCUGAGCUCAUCAAGUGUAUCGCUAAGCCUGAGAACGUCCCCGAGACUGUUCACUUGCUCGGUGCAACCACUUUCGUCACUGACGUGCACGAGCCUACUCUAGCUAUCAUGGUGCCUCUACUCGAGCGUGGUCUUGCUGAACGUGAAACCGCCAUCAAGCGAAAGUCGGCUGUCAUUGUUGACAACAUGUGCAAGCUGGUCGAAGACCCUCAAAUCGUUGCCUCGUUCUUGCCCAAGUUGAUGCCUGCUCUCACCAAGAACUACGAGAAUCUGGCUGAUCCUGAGGCCCGUGAGAAGACUAAGCAAGGUCUCGAUACCCUUACUCGCGUUGGUGCUGUCAAAGCAGAUGGUUCCUUCCCCAAGAUCUCCACUGCUGGUGAGAUCUCCACCGUUGCAGCAAUCCUCAAGUCAAUCAUCGACCAGAAGCACAAGUCCACUGGUCACGAAGUUGUGGUCGAGUACGUUUCUGCCAUCGCUGGCCAACUCAUCGACGAGAAGGUCAUUGACACUCCUGACUGGAUUUCCAACACUGUUGAAUACCUCAAGUCUGUCGUCGGCGAGUCUGACGCUCAAUCCGUCGUCGAACAGCUUCGCAAGCGCGCCUGCCCCAACAUUGAAGAUGAGGCUGAGCCUGAAGUCGAUGAGGAGGAAGGAGAGGAUCUUUGCAACUGCACCUUCAACUUGGCCUACGGCGCCAAGAUUCUCCUGAAUCAGACCCACCUUCGUCUCAAGCGUGGCCAGCGCUACGGUCUAUUGGGACCUAACGGUUCUGGCAAAUCCACUCUCAUGCGUGCCAUCAACAAUGAGCAAGUUGAGGGAUUCCCCAAACAAAACGAGGUCAAGACUGUCUUCGUUGAGCACGAUCUUGAUGCCGCUGAUACCGAACUCACUGUUAUCGGCUGGACCAUGAUGAAAUUGGCUCAGGUCAACAUCGAGAAGGCCCAAAAGGAUGUCGAAGACCGCCUCAUGGAGUUUGGCUUCCUCCAAGAGCAACUGGAAGGUCCCAUCACCGCUCUCUCUGGUGGUUGGAAGAUGAAGCUGGCUCUUGCCCGAGCUGUUUUCGAGGAGCCUGAUAUUCUGCUACUCGACGAGCCCACCAACCACAUGGAUGUCAAGAACGUUGCUUGGCUUGAGAACUACCUCACCAACUCACCUUGCACAUCCAUCAUUGUUUCCCACGAUUCGAAGUUCUUGAACAAUGUCAUCCAGCACGUUAUCCACUACGAACGAUUCAAGCUCCGAAGAUAUCGUGGAAAUCUAACCGAGUUUGCCAAGCGCGUUCCAUCAGCUCGCUCCUACUUCGAGCUUGGUGCUUCUGAGAUGGAGUUCAAGUUCCCUGAGCCCGGCUUCCUUGAGGGUGUCAAGACCAAGGCCAAGGCCAUCGUUCGUGUCAGCAAGAUGACGUUCCAGUACCCGGGUACACCCAAGCCUCAGAUCUCCGAUAUCAGCUUCCAGGUCUCCCUUGGCUCUCGUAUUGCCGUCAUCGGUCCCAACGGAGCUGGUAAAUCGACCCUGGUCAACGUCUUGACCGGUGAAUUAAUCCCCACCGAUGGUGAGGUCUAUCAGCACGAGAAUAUCCGUAUUGCCUACAUCAAACAGCACGCUUUCGCUCACAUUGAUAACCAUCUCGAUAAGACUCCUUCUGAAUACAUUCAAUGGCGAUUCCAAACUGGUGAGGAUCGUGAGACCAUGGAUCGAGCCAACAAGAUUGUCACCGAGGAUGAUGAGAAGGCCAUGGACAAGAUCUAUAAGAUUGACGGCACCCAGCGCCGCGUCAUGGGCAUUCACGCUCGUAGGAAGUUCAAGAACUCGUACGAGUACGAGUGCUCCUUCUCUCUUGGUGAGAACGUUGGCAUGAAGAAUGAGAAGUGGACACCUAUGAUGACUGCCGAUAACGCUUGGAUCCCUCGAUCUGAGAUCCUCGCUUCACAUCAGAAGAUGGUAGCUGAUGUUGAUCAGAAGGAAGCCCUAGCCAGCGGUCAAUUCCGACCUCUAAUCCGAAAGGAGAUCGAACAGCACGGUGCCAACUUCGGUCUCGACGCUGAACUCAUCUCCCACUCUCGUAUGCGUGGUCUCUCUGGAGGUCAGCGUGUCAAGGUCGUCCUUGCUGCCUGCACGUGGCAACGCCCCCAUUUGAUCGUUCUCGACGAGCCUACCAAUUAUCUCGACCGGGACUCGCUAGGCGCUCUUUCCAAGGCUCUCAAGGUCUUCGAAGGUGGUGUUGUCAUCAUCUCCCACAACGCGGAGUUCACCGAGUCUUUGACCAGCGAAGUCUGGAGUGUUAUCGACGGUAAGAUGACACCUUCCGGUCACAACUGGGUGCAGGGACAAGGUACCGGUCCCCGUCUGACCGAGAAGGGUGACGAAGAAGACAAGUUCGACGCCAUGGGCAACAAGAUUGAAGGAAACAAGAAGGCCAAGAAGUUGACUUCUUCCGAGCUGCGGAAGAAGAAGAAGGACAGAAUGGCACGCCGUAAGCGCGGUGAGGAAGUCUUUACUGAUGAGGACGAAUAG
Molecule: messenger RNA, 3198 nt
Organism: Exophiala aquamarina CBS 119918
Lineage: Eukaryota; Fungi; Ascomycota; Eurotiomycetes; Chaetothyriales; Herpotrichiellaceae
Product: elongation factor 3
Exons: 1
Coding region: 1-3198 (1065 amino acids)
Molecular function (GO): ATP binding; ATP hydrolysis activity; translation elongation factor activity
Source: RefSeq, a predicted model, not a curated record